Molecule: messenger RNA, 2088 nt
Organism: Eublepharis macularius
Lineage: Eukaryota; Metazoa; Chordata; Lepidosauria; Squamata; Eublepharidae
Gene: MTG1
Product: mitochondrial ribosome associated GTPase 1
Exons: 11
Coding region: 217-1173 (318 amino acids)
Cellular component (GO): mitochondrion
Molecular function (GO): GTPase activity; GTP binding
Source: RefSeq, a predicted model, not a curated record
AGGCUGUGAGGCGCGGACCGAGAGACGCCCACGAAGGGCAGGCUCAGGGCCAGUGAGGUCACAAAGCGGCUCUCCCCGAUUGGCUGAAAGAAACCCUCCGUUUGCUUUCCUCACAGGGACCGUUGCCAAGGGAAACAAGCCCGUCUUGUUUCCCCUCCCCGUCAUCCGCCGGAAAGAGCUAUCGCUUCCGGUUGGGACUCUCUGGCGCAGGAGAAGAUGCGGCUCUUCUCUGUCCUGCGGGCCCCGGCUGUGGGUUGGCGGGAGCGGUUCGACUGUGGCGGCCGAGAAGUGGCCCGCUGGUUCCCCGGGCACAUGGCAAAAGGGCUGAAGGACAUGAAGAACCGCCUGCGCGUAGUGGACUGCUUGCUGGAGGUGCACGAUGCCCGCAUCCCACUCUCUGGCCGGAACCCUCUACUGCAGCAAGCACUGGGUAUCCGUCCCCACUUGCUGGUGCUGAACAAGAUGGACCUUGCAGACCUGACCCACAAAUCGCGGAUUCUGGAAUGUUUGAGACAGCAAGGUCUCAGCCACGUCCUUUUCACAGAUUGCCUCCAAGAUGAAAAUAUUGACAAGAUUGUGCCCCUUAUCACGGAACUGGUCAGCAAUAGCCAGCGCUAUCAGAGGGCUGAGAAUAUUGAAAGUUGCAUCAUGGUCAUCGGUGUGCCAAACGUGGGGAAAUCCUCAGUCAUCAACUCAUUGAGAAGGCUACAUCUCCAAAAGGGGAAAGCCUCUAGUGUUGGUGGGCAACCAGGUAUUACCAGAGCGGUCCUUACCAGAAUACAGGUUUGUGACCGACCUCUCAUGUUCCUCUUGGAUACCCCUGGAGUGCUGUCUCCCCAAAUCGAGUCCGUAGAGAUCGGCUUGAAACUUGCACUUUGUGGGGCAAUCCGGGAUCACCUGGUAGGUGAGGAGGUCAUUGCCGAUUACCUGCUUUACACACUGAACCGUCAGCAGCAGUUCAGUUACGUAGAACGCUAUCGACUGGCCAGCCCUUGUGAUGACGUGGAGACUGUACUCAAGAGCAUAGCACUACACUUGGGCAAGACCCGCCGAGUCAAAGUGUUGACGGGCACAGGAAACGUCACUGUGACUGCACCCAACUACAAUGGAGCAGCGGUUGACUUGAUCCACUCUUUCCGCAAGGGACUUCUUGGGAAGGUGAUGCUCGACUGAGCACUCGCUUUGUGCCGGUGCUCCGGGUUUUCUUCCUGGAUUGUACUGGGUGGUUUUGUUUGGAGCAGGGGGGACGCCCUCAGCCACCUGAAGAAGGCCAUGUGGACUCGGCUUGUUGUCGAUCAUACAGCUAUCUGCAGUUUACCUGCUUCUUUGGGAAACCAUGGCCAUACCUGUCUGCAGCCAUGAUAUACGAGGAGGAAACUGGCAGCAAGGAUAGUCGCGUGCAGCCUUCCGCCCCACUCCGUGUCCUGGGCAUCCUUUCUCUUGUCCCUCAGUUCCUGCACCACGUCCCAGCAACCCAAGGAGGCAUACUUUGGGGGAAGAGAGAGCUCCCUAGGUAGCUUGAGCAAAGAGCUCACGAGACCACUGCAGGUUGCAGCACCUGGCACACGUUAUAGCGCGCACUCCUGUAUAUCAGUCAACAAGUUGCCCGAUACGCAUGCUAUGAACUAAAGGAUGACCCUGUGCUUAGCUAGGGCUGCUCUUCCAGUUGAAGAACUCUGAUAGGCUGCCUCCGUCCUGGACUGCAUCAGCUUCUCCCCUGUAUGCUGGGAUGGCUUAAAUGACACGUUGCAGACUGCCUUUGACAUCUCCCUCCCACCUAAAAGUGCAGAAAAGAAGAUUCUUGUUGCAGAGGCAGCAGUUUCUCUCCUUCACCACCUUUUCCUGCAUCAGGAGGACUGUGCCUCAUCUCUCCCGCUCUGCAGUGCUUUUGAAUGUUAAGGUUUACUUAUCCAUGCUGUGAAGACAGGUCUGUACAGCGUUCAGAGGGUCUAAAAGGCUCUUUGCUGGGACACAGAUGGCAGAGCAAGGGGGAGACUAGGCUGCGAUGGGGCUUCACUCCUAGGACUUUCCUGGGAGUAAGUCCCACUGAAUAAAAUGAUACUUCUGAAUAAACCUGCUUAAGAUCGU